AGGCCUAGGGCUUGGAGGGCCAGACUGAGCCAGCCGUUUCCAGGCAGACGCUCCCAGGCCUCACAACUGCUCCAGAAGCCCAGAAACCAGCAGCCCGAGAGAAGGCGCAGAAGCUUCCGCAGCCAUGUCAGCCCUCAUCCUGCUCCUCGCUGUCCUGUUCACGGCAGUGCCGCCAGCCAGCUGUCAGCAAGGUCUGGGGAGCCUGCAACCCUGGAUGCAGGGCCUAAUCGCUGUGGCUGUAUUCCUGGUGCUGGUCGCAAUCGCCUUUGCUGUCAACCGCUUCUGGUGUCAGGAAGAGCCGGAGCCCGUGAACACGGUCAUGACCGUUGGAAACAAGGCAGAUGGAAUCCUGGUAGGAACAGAUGGAAGGUACUCCUCGAUGGCGGCCAACUUCAGCUCGAGUGAGCAUGAGAAUGCCUAUGAGAAUGUCCCCGAGGAGGAGGAGGGCAAGGUCCGGAGCACCCCCAUGUGACCGCCACUUGCCUGUGGCCCCCAGCCCUGACCCCAGCUGCCUGUGAUGGAUGCCCAGCUCACCGCCCAAGCCAGCCACUCCUUCUUUGUGCAGGAACCUACAGGAAGGGGCCAACUCUCCAGCUCCACACUGCCUACCUUCCCUCCAACUGUCACCAGCCGAAGUCAGAGCUGUGUCCGGGUUGGGACUCAGCAGUGGCCCUAGGGGUUCCUGCCAGGUCUCCCUCCCAAUUUAAUUCAGAAGACCCUUCCGAAGAGGACAGUCAGCUCAUCACCUCCAACCCUGCCUCACAUCCUCUCCCUCUUAACCGUGGAAAUGGCUCUCAUUUCUGUGAAAUAAAGAUGUUUUGUAUUUCCAA
Molecule: messenger RNA, 830 nt
Organism: Mustela lutreola (European mink)
Lineage: Eukaryota; Metazoa; Chordata; Mammalia; Carnivora; Mustelidae
Gene: PDZK1IP1
Product: PDZK1 interacting protein 1
Exons: 5
Coding region: 125-472 (115 amino acids)
Source: RefSeq, a predicted model, not a curated record